Messenger RNA from Penicillium vulpinum, 609 nucleotides. Its product is annotated as nucleobindin SSP120. The record is from RefSeq and is a predicted model, not a curated record. Gene Ontology annotation, cellular component: endoplasmic reticulum-Golgi intermediate compartment; extracellular exosome. Gene Ontology annotation, molecular function: calcium ion binding. The transcript has 2 exons. The coding region runs from base 1 to 609 and encodes 202 amino acids. Lineage: Eukaryota; Fungi; Ascomycota; Eurotiomycetes; Eurotiales; Aspergillaceae.
AUGGUCACUAAAAUCUUCGGUCUUGCCGCCGGGCUACUUGCGUUGAGCGGGCUUGCCAACGCCCAUGGCUCGCAUUCCAAUGACGGAGCUUCCACAGAUGAUUGGGCCACGAAACACAUGAUAGAGGAACACCACAUUGAAUCUUUUGACCCGACCUCAUUCUUCAUCCUUCACGAUUACGAUUCCUCGGGAGCAUGGACACCUGACGAAGUCCGCAAGACAUAUGGUCUGAACGAUGAAUCCAAUGCCGAUGUCACUGAACAGAUGAAACAAGAUGCUGCGCGCGCAGUGUUUGAGCUUUUCGACACUGGAAACACCGGGUUUAUUGACCGCGAAGACUGGCUGGCAGGCAUUGCGGCAGGGAAACGGCUGCCAGAUCUUGGUUACGGCCCCGGACACCAUGGUGACAUCGAGUAUGAGUACGAGAUCCAUCACUUUGAGAAGUACCACGGCGAUGAUGCCACGGAGGAGGACUUGACCCACCCCGAGGAUAUUGAGCACUUCCGCAAGCAUGACGAGCAGGAGGAUGCUGCUAUUGCCCUCGAAAAGCUGGAGCAGAUUCAAAUUGUCGAAGGCAACAUUCCUCAAAAGUUCCGCCGAAAUUUCUAG